Messenger RNA from Mytilus trossulus (common blue mussel), 1839 nucleotides. RefSeq lists its product as uncharacterized. Bases 120 to 1550 code for a protein of 476 amino acids. The record is from RefSeq and is a predicted model, not a curated record. Lineage: Eukaryota; Metazoa; Mollusca; Bivalvia; Mytilida; Mytilidae. The transcript is spliced from 2 exons.
GUUAUAUCAUUGUAUAUGUUGUCGACAAAAUAGAAUGUAAUACACCAACAUUUGGCCACACAUUUUGUUAUUCAUUACACGAACUAAGUAAAUAUUUUACUUUUUAAACAUUCGAUGCCAUGUUUAAUGAAAUAAGGGAAAAGGUGUUCAAAUGUGCCUGUCUACUUACAUCAAUUUUGAGGACGAUUCUGACAUUCCCUUAUAACUGGAUGCUAAGUUUUACCGAGAGGCUAUAUAAAAGGAAUCAAAACAAUCUACAAUUGAAGGAAGCACGGACACUUGGAUCUUUAGAAAGAUAUUUUUAUUUUUGGAUUCUACAAUGUGAUGAUACGUUUCCGUAUAAACUUACUCUCUCAAGCAGACUCCCGUUUACCAUCAAACAAAUAUCGGAUGCAAUUUCUGCUUUGGUUAUUCAACAUCCUGUGUUACGAAAAUCCUUUCUGAAUAACGGACGAACUGUGAAAUUGAUUGAAAUUCCAAAUAUAGUCGAUAACCUUGAGAUAUUGUCGAAAACCCAUUUUGACUCCUUGUUCAAUAAUUUUUCUUUAAACGGCAAAUCAUGGCGACUUGUUAUGUUGGAACACGAUGUGGAAUCAACACAUACUAUAACCAUUUUGAUCGGUGUUAAUCAUGCCCUGUCAGAUUAUAUGUAUAACCGUCAAAUAAUAAGAUCAUUUGUUCACAAUUUAGAUAAGCUGCAACAAGGUAUGACUCCCUCAACAGACAUUAUCUUUAAGCACAGUAAACCGAUCGAGGAAAUGACACGUGAUACACCUAUAAGAGAGGUUGAAAGUUACUAUGUUGGUCCAACAUAUCCAAAUAAAAAAGUUCUCACAGCUACAGAGUUAUUAUCACAUGCAGUCAAUAAAUUCGGUCAUACAAAAUCUACGUUGAGUUCUAGUAAGACAUUAAAAUUGAAGUUAGACAAGAAAACAUCACAGAAAUUCGUUGAUUCAAGAAUGAAAUGUAAAGGAUCAAUAACUGCGUUACUUUUAACUGUGUGCAUCUCAUCCUUCAUGAAGUUAACACAGACAUGUUUGAAAUAUAACGAAGUAGUUCAUCUACCUUUCGAGUUUAUGGUUAAUCUACGUAGGUAUAUAAAAAGCAAAGAAGAGUUCCGAGGGAACGCAUCCAUAAAUGUACAAUGCUAUUUACAAACGACUUCAUCGUUUACCUCUAACAAACAAUUCUGGAAUACAGCAAAUAAUGUUUCGAUGAAAAUAAGGGAGAUAGUAGAAAGCGGAAAUCUUCUCGUUGCAGCAAAAGAUUGGAUAGAUUAUCCUGUGUCAGCUAUAGAUUUGACACAUGUUGGUUCCACAGAUAAUUUUAUAGAAGAGAAAACUAACAUUUGCAUUGACGACAUAGAGACAAACACAAAUGUCAAUCAAGAAGGGUCACCAAUCUUCAAAGUCAACACCAAUUCAGUUCGAGGCGAGUUGCAAUUUUUAAUUUCGUACAGUUCCUCGUUAAUGCCUGAUAUGUUUGCACAAAAGUUUGCUGCUGGUUUAUCUGAAAGUAUACAAAAUUUAGAAAACGAGCAGCCCAACUGAUCAAUGUUUGUGUAAUAUAAAACUACAAUCAAAUACUAAUCUUGUGAAAUACGAAAUUCAGUCAUAUUGGUUAUGCGAGAUUUUUUCAAAAAGAAACACAGAUCAAUUCAACAUGAUACUAAUUCAAAUUUGUUUGAAAAUUGCCAAACAAUUUAACCCCGACAAUUGCUGUUUUGUAAAUAAAUAAGGCCGUUAGUUUCCUCGUUUGAAUUGUUUAUCAAGUUGUCUCGUGGUACAUUUACCAAGAGGCUUUACAGGAUAAUUUGAUGAACUAAUAAUUAUACGAAAU